This is a messenger RNA of Trichoderma reesei QM6a, 1959 nucleotides long. RefSeq lists its product as hypothetical. NCBI's taxonomy places the organism in Eukaryota, Fungi, Ascomycota, Sordariomycetes, Hypocreales, Hypocreaceae. The transcript has 2 exons. The record is from RefSeq and is a predicted model, not a curated record. The annotation marks the transcript as partial.
CUGCAGUGCUGCUGCGGCAGUCCGGACUGCGUCAACCUCAAAAACAACUGCUCUGUUCUGGAGGCUGUAGAGAAGGAUGUCCGAGUGGCAGCUCAAUUGGGAAAGGCGCUGCUUGCCAGGCACGAAGCCUACAUGGCCGACGCGGAACGGGACCGGCUGCGACUCAACGCCCGCAUCGAGCGCCUCCAGCAGGACAAGGAGCAGCUCGAGGCCGACAAUGCCGCCAAGGUCGAGGAGAACAACGAGCUGCUCGACCAGCUCGAGAUCCUCAACAGCACCGUCUUCGAUUCCGACGCCAAGAUCAAAAGCCUAGAGGCAAGCCUCCUUUCCUCGCAACAGGCCAUCCGCCGCCUCGAGAGCGCCGCGGCGCGAGCCGCCGAGGCCGACCACCACCUCAAGAUCCUUGAAGAGGAGCAGGACAAGCUGACUGGAGAGCUGCAGGCUUCUAAGGAGGAAGCUCGCUCCCAUGCGCAGCGGUUCAAGGAGGCUCAGCGGGGGAUCCUCGACAUGCAGGACCAGCUCGAACGCAUGGAGAAGGAGGCCCUCCUCGAGAGACAGCGCCACGACGAGAUGAUGGAGAAGCUCGAGCGCCAGCGCGAGGUGGAGAAGCAUCUGGACGCCGCAGCCGUGCGGCUCAAGGGCGCGGCGGCAUCCAAAUCUAUCACCGAGCACCGGCAGGGAAACAAGAUUGUCGGCCAUUUCGUGCGCGACCUGCUCCAGGACAACGCGAACCUGCAGCUCGGUAUUGCCGAGCUGAGGGAGAUGCUCAUCACCUCCAACGACGAGAUACAGGUGCUGCGGGAGCAGCUCAUGUUUCACCAGCCGCUGGCCGACGGGCCCAAUCCCGUCUCGAAUCUAAAGGCAGAAUUGGAACCGUCCUUGUUCGAGACGCGGCCGUCGCAGGAAUUCCACAUCCACCACCACUACCACGUCACACCCAAGCAGGAGGCCCGGAAGCCCAAGAAGAAGCGCGGCCUGCUGCCCGGCAUCUUUACGCCGCCACCCUCCAUCUCUCGGGCCUCCUCGCCGGGCCCGUGGCCUCAGCGGCGCUUGGUGUCGUCCCCCACCGGCCCGGUUCUCUCUCGGACGGGCGAAACCACGCCCAUCACUGCCACCUCUGCGGCCUGGGAGUUUUCCACUCCGUCCGAACUUUCCUCCUCCCUGCCGACUUCGCCACGCCUGUUUGAUCACAGCGGGACGGAGACGGACUCUCUCAUGUCGCCCACCACCAGCUACGACCCCACGUCUCCGACAUGGCGGGCCUCCCACAGAAAGCGUCCCUCGGCAGCCUCGUCCAGCAGCUUCCAAUCCCUCUCCAUCAUUGACUUUGAGCCCGGCACCACCCUGCAGACGCAGAAUCCCUACCGAUUGACCAGCGGCAUCAUUCACGAAGAGGACGAAGACGGCCACUCCACUACGCCGACUGCGACCAAAGACGCUCCAGACUCGGUGGACGCAAACCCCACAGAUACCCCAACACCCGCCCACCGGCUGCGCCGCAUACCUUCUCACGAAUCCAUCAUGUCGCUGUCGGGCGGCCUUGACAUCCACACGCUGCAGAUCCGACCCAGCCAGAUGACGCUCCGCCCGCUCGGGGGCGCCGACGCCGUCCUCAGCGACGCCACUGCCCAGCCGACAUUGUCAACCAACUACUCGAAGCGUAGCGAUGCCGUCCUCCGCGAUAACUUUGCCGGCCUCUUGCCAAAGAGAAGUUCGACCCCUACAUCAGACAUGUCGGCUUCGUCACAAGCCUCUCGGACCGCCGGCGGCCUGGGCAGGUGGGUUGGCUGGCGGCCGUGGGGAGGAGAGAGCCAGAGCCUGCCCAAGGCCGCGGAGAAGGAGCGCAAGAUACCCCAGCGGGCGCCCGGCAUCAAUCAGCCCGGUGCGAUUCCGGGAUUUCAGCAGUAUUGGGCAUCGCAGCAGCGGAGGGCCGGCAGGGCGACGGCCGAGGCGGUCGAC